GAUACUGGUAUGCACUGAGUACCAAUUAAUCUUGUGGCUUGAUUUGCUAGAGAAAAAAAAAAACCAAAAUAAUAUUUGAUGAUCUGCAUUGUGCAAUCUAUAAAUUGGCGGAUUUGAGGCUGUUUGGUGCACAAGGUCAACUUUUCCAACAAAGGAUGUAGCAGUAACAAGAGUAUGUCACGGCCGGGAAGAGAAAACUUCCAGUACACCCUCCGUUCUCGUAAAUCCAGAAUGGUUCCCUACAUCAAACCAGACGGACACACCUUAAGCUCUUCUGUAACCAUGGAGGAAAUUUCACAGGAUGAUCUUAACUCACAGUCAGCAGUCCAGGCUCUGGCUAAGGAUCAUGCUAAUGGCAAAGAAAAACGAGUGUAUAGGACAAAAUAUGGUCUUGUGAAUAGUGUUCCAGGUUCAAUUGAUGGUAAAGUUGACACAGUAGGGGAAAUAACCAAACAAACUGAUAAUAUUGGUGCUCAUAAUUCAGGAUUAACUGAACUUGAAAGUUUGGAGGAAGAAAGAUCUGGUGCUAAUGAUAAAACACAGGAGACAAGUUUUAUAAAUGCGGGUAAUGGGGAUACUCAGCCGCUGUUGCAAAGCAGCGGGUCAGAAGGGGAAGAAGGGGAGACGAUUAUUGGAGUGAAGUUGGAAGACAGCUCUGAGACAUCACUGCAGAUAAUGCUGCAGGUGACACUGCCUUACAUCAUAGCUGGGUUUGGAAUGGUGGCUGCAGGAAUGGUCCUGGAUACAGUGCAGCACUGGCCUGUGUUUGUGGAGGUGUCUGAGAUUUUCGUUCUGGUGCCCGCUCUACUGGGACUGAAGGGCAACCUUGAGAUGACCUUGGCCUCACGUUUGUCAACACAGGCCAAUCUCGGAAACAUGAACAAGGCUUCCGAGAAGUGGAAAAUGAUAGGUGGAAACAUGGCGUUAAUUCAGGCCCAGGCGAUAGUUGUUGGUUUCCUGGCCUCCAUGUUUGCCAUGGUGAUGGGCUGGAUACCGGAGGGAAAGUUUAACGUUCAUCACGCCUUAUUGCUGUGUGCAGCUAGCAUGAGUACUGCAGCAGUGGCUAGUUUUGUACUUGGCUGUAUAAUGGUUGGGGUAGUGUUAUUGUCAAAAAAAUGCAACGUGAACCCUGACAAUGUAGCCACGCCAAUAGCAGCUAGCCUCGGUGAUAUUACAACACUCUCUCUGCUGUCAGGGAUAGGAUGUCUCCUGUAUAAUGCUAUAGGUAGUCAACAGUGGCUAGCGCCCGUGUUAAUAGUCAUAUUUAUUCUCCUCACACCAUUAUGGAUAUACAUCUCCGUACAUAACCAUUACACCAACGAGGUUGUAUAUACUGGAUGGACCCCAGUUCUUUGUGCAAUGGUCAUAAGCAGUAUUGGUGGUGUGAUUCUAGAUUUUACUGUCUCUAAAUACCCGGGCAUAGCUGUAUUUCAACCUGUGAUAAAUGGUGUUGGCGGAAACCUGGUAGCUGUGCAGGCCAGUCGUAUCUCCACUUCGCUACACCAAGUCUGCAGGCCAGGGACAAUUCCAAUAAACUCUGUGCAUGGCUGUCCAAACUGUCCAAAUGCCUUCUUUGGAAAAGAUGUAAAAUCUCGGGCAGCGCGUGUGUUACUGGCUCUAGUCAUUCCAGGCCAUCUCAUUUUCAUGUACACCAUCUCGUUCAUGAAGACAGGCCAUACAAGCAUCACUCUUAUCUUCUCAGUGACCUACCUAACUGCCGCAAUCUUACAGGUUGCAUUAUUGCUGUACAUUGCCAACUGGAUGGUUCAUUUUAUAUGGCGCAAAGGCGAUGACCCAGAUAACGUUGCCAUACCAUACUUGACUGCACUCGGUGAUCUUCUUGGGACUGGUUUUCUAGCCCUGGCAUUCCAGUUUCUAUACAUGAUUGGUGACAAAGAUGAUGACCUUGGUGACUGACCUUGACCCUUUUCUGACCUUUGUUGACCACUAUGUUAUUUUUUAUGAAAUAUAUAUUUUAAUAAGAUAAUGCUGUGUAGGUGAUAUUUGUUAUUUUGUUCAUGACAUGUUGGUAAUAGAUUUUUAAUAUAAAAUCUCAUGUAUGUAUUUUUUAAUGGUCUAUUUUAUUCAUGUUAUAUAUUAUAUAUAGAUAUGAAAUAUUAGUAAUAUUAGUAAUUAGAUAUAAAUACAGAAUAUUAAUCAUAAUUUUAAAGGUAAUUAUGGCCAACUUACAUGAAAAUGUUUAUAUGAUCAUGCUUCUAGUCGGCCAUGCUGACUAUGCUUACAUAUUAAGAUAAGCUUUAUAUGGAGUCGGUAAAUCAUGUAACAUACAACCUCAAGCUAAAAAGACAUUUAACAUAAGCAAAAGCUCUGUAAAGCUUUAAAAUUAACUAGAAAGGCAUGUUCAAUGUGUUCUUUUUUAGUUUAGUGACUUUAAGACUGGUUUUGCUAUUAAACUAUCCUGAAAGACUAUUGAUCCACAGCCAGUUGUUAAUUUUUUUUUUCUUUGUUUCUAAAUGCAUAUUAACUGAUCAAUCAGUUUGAUAUGAAACAAGCCAAAAUAUUAUCAAAGUUUUAUACAAUCAGCUGCAAUGUGCAGUUUCCUUCAAAACUUUUCUUUUAAAAUCAAGACGUCGGGGGCUAUAUUCAAUAAACAUCUUACAUUGUACCUAAAGUAAAAUUCGGCCGUUUUGAUCACAGGCGUCUGAAUCAUUGUUUGUCACUAAAAUGUUGAUUAAAUCAUUUUGGGUACAUUUAGGAAACUUUCUUGUGUAUCAAAGGCACUAAAUAUCUUCAGACAUGUUGUUUAUCUCAGUAUGUAUAUUCAAAAUGAUUUUAAUCAACAUCUUAGAGACAAACAAUGAUUCAGAUGCCUGUGGUUCUUAUUGGACUAUAAGAUUAUUUCGCUGACAAAAAUACUCAGACUUUGCUCAUUAGAUUGAGAUCUAUCUAAAUUGUUUACUGAACAUGACCCCCAGUUUGACAAAAAGCUCAAAACAGCGAGCAUAUAUCAAAACAUAUGUGACAAUCUUACUAUUAAAGCUGCACUCUUACAUAUUGACAGUUUGUCAUUUUUUUUUUAGUUUUCGUCUCAAAAUCAGCUGAUUUUGGUAUCAAUAUCUUCAAUUCAGUGAUAUAAGACAACCCACAAUAAAACAGAUCUCAAGUGUUUUGGGAAACAGUCGAAAAUUUCAUUUUUUAAUGCGUUUGUAACGCUUUUUUAAAAAAGCCAUAAAAUAUCAUUUUUUUAAAUUAAAUAUGAAAACUGUGAUCUGAUCUUUUGUCAGCAGUCUUAUAUCACUGAUUUUCUGACAUUACGCCAAAAAUUGGCGCAUUCAAAGACAAUAAAAAAGUUGUCAUAAUGGUCAAUCUGUUAGAGUGCAGUUUUGUUUUGAUUUUAACUUGUUCUAUUAGAGUUAUUUUACAUAUUUUGAUGAAAAUCACGACAACACAUUCAGAUAAUCAUUGAACAGAUUUUUUUAAAUCAAAACCUAAUAUCAUUCAAAUUUGAAUAGUGGAAGUUAUGCUUUUUGGAAAAAUAAAUCAUAUGUUUUAAACAAACUAUAUAUUUUUUUUUCAGCUUGUUAUUAACAUUAGAGCUCUUCUCAAACUUUCCAUGAUCUUUUAUUAUUGUUGCAAGCAUUUUUGUUCACAUUUCGCAUGAACUUUUAAAUCUUAAGGUCUGAUUCUUUAAAAACUGAACAAGAUCUUUAGAAAUGCAAAAUGAAAUUUUUGAUUCACAUUGUUGAUUUUUUUGUGCAAGUUACUUUAGAAGGGACUGUAUGGCCAUAUUGCUUAAUCAUGAUUUAUAAUAUAUAUAUAUAUUUUUUAAGCUGUUUUGAUUUCAUUUCUCAUCCCAUUUCAAUGUUGUGUGUAUCUGUUAUGGGUAAUGUUUGGCAAGCGUCAUGUUAAAAGGACUCUCUCAUGUUUUUUAAUCAUUUUUUUGAUAAUGCUUCACAAAAUUAUAAUUAUUUUUUUCUUUGAUACCAAAAUUGCAAAAUAAAUCACAAUUGAUGUAUAAUAAAUAAAUCUGAUUUUGAAAGGGAAGUGAACCCAAUUAGUACAGUCAAUAUUGUUUUUUUGGAAAACUGACAAUGAAACCACUCGCCCACUAGGACUCUUACAUAAGCUGAGUUAUAAUUUAAUUUUAACCCUUUUGUUUAAAAGUGUUUAUAACACUAUUCAAAAUUGUUGACUUCAAAGACAAUAAUGUGAGCAUAUAUUAACAUUUGUUAAAGGGUUCCAGCUGUCUUCAUCUUAGUUUUAACACUCCUAAUGAUUUACCACACUUUAUUUCAUCGUAAAAAUGUUCAUUUUACAAAACAUGAGCAAGUCCCUUUAAGAACGUGACUAUUUAUACUCAUUAUUGAAUGACUGACAGAUAUAGAGCAUAAAUUAAAAGAUAAAAAUUGUUACAUCCAUAUAGGAUUAUAAUUCUAUGAUUAAUAAGCAUUCUGUUAGUUAUAAUUUGUAUAUAAUUUAUAUAAUUAGCUGUCACUUUCUAGUCUAAGGUAGAUAUAAUUAUUAAAUACUCAAUUGCAGUGUAGUGAUUUUUGUUUUUGAAUUACCGUAGAUGUUUAUAUUAUGUUCAGCCCAGUGUUGACUGGUAGUGAAAAAACUUUGGGGAUGGAGUUUUUUUAUGAGAGAAUAUUAAAGCUGCACUCUUACUGAUACCAUUUUGACAACUUUAUUUUUUGUCUUGGAAAGAACAAACUUUUGCGUAAAAAUCUGCAAACCACUAAUUGAAGAUUGCUGACAAAAGAUCAGAUCGCAGAUUUUAUAUUUCUGUUCGAAAAUUAAUGUUUAUGGCUUAAACCGUUACUAAUGGUUUUAGAAAGAUGCAUAAAACAUCAGUGUUUGAACUUAAAUGUAAAAAUCUGCAAUCUAAUUUUUUGUCAGCAAUCUUAUAUAACUGGUUUCCAUGCAUUUUCGCAAAAAUUGGCUCGUUCCAAGACCAAAAAUAACAAAGUUGUCAUAACGUUCAAUCUGUAAGAGUGCAGCUUUAAAUGUGUUCACAACUGUUCUACAAAAUAUUUUAUCAUAUACUUCAUGUGCUGGCGAAUUUGAUUGGCUGAGAGCCAGGGGCCAUAUUUCUAAAGCAUGAUAGCCAAAACUUUGGACUUGGUGAAGAAAAUUGUUUUUGAAGUUGAAUUUAAAAAAAUAAAAAGCAAUAGUUUAAACACAAAAUAAAAAAAUAUACAAGAAAAUUGUCCAAAAAAAUAAAGGCAUAUGAAUAAAUUUAUUGAAAAAUGGAAGGUACUUAAAAUAUUUGUUGUUAAGAAAAAACAAUUGUUAAAUUGUCACUAAGAAGCUUCAUUAAUACUUCCUCAGGGGUAUAUAAAGCACAUAGACUCCUCAGAAAUUGUGUUUUUACCUGUGAACAUUUUAUGUUAUUAUUAAUGCUAUCUUUCAAGGGAACUUUUGUCAAACUUUCCCUUAAAAAGUAUACAAUAUAAUAAUCAUAGAUUGGUUUUGAGGUAUUAUGUAUAUAGUAACGCUGACCUUCAAUUUUAAGUUUGAUGGACCUUGAACCUUGUUCUUGAUAAAAAUCACCUUCUGUGGUUAGUAUUACUAUAUAUGCACAUUGACACAAGUCUUAAUCUGUAUUUGAUACAUCUUUGGAUAUUCAGCUUCAUUGCUAUAAUGCAAAGCACAGAUUUGGUAAAUAUUUUGUGAAAUAUUUUGUGAAAUUUUGUGUACUUGUAAUAUUUUGUGAAAUAUUUUGUGAAAUAAUAUAACUAUUACUAAGUUUCAACACAUGUGUUCACAUAGAUUCCCUAUUUUUCACAGUGCUUUAUUAGAAACUUGAACGUGUAAUGUUAACUUAUCUUUGGAGGAUAUUUUCUGAUUGGGAAACCUUUGAAACAAAAUGAAAAUUGCAUUUCACAAACAAAAAUGUAAUUAUCAUGAUUGCGAAAGUUAUAUUUUAACCAACUUGAUAAAACUUCUAAUAACUUAGUUGUUUAGUUUUAUAAAGAUUAUUUUUUGUAGCUAACACUGUUAUUUAAUUUCUGUGAUUGUUUUGCAAAUUUUAAAGGCUUAACGAAGAAAGGCAGACGUAAAUCGUUCUAUUUUUAUAUUGAGCUACAACUGUUUUACGCCUCAAGCCGUUUCACUAAGAUUUUAGUCGUAAUUUGAAAUUAUCAUAGUUUCAUUAUUUUGAUACAUAUUUGAAUGAAUUGAAAUUUUCGCCUGCAUAGGAAAUUAACACCAAGUUGAAGAAAUGAAAAAAAAAUAUUGCAAUUAGUGACUUUUCACAGACUUUGCAAAAAAAAAUAAUUACAACUUAAAUCCUGUAUUGAAACAGCCCCAUAGUGUGCCUACUCAAGGUUUUAAAAUGGCUGUUAAAGCAAUGUUUCAAGUAUUAUUUGUUUUAUACAUAAUCCUCCUUAAUUUUGACGGUGUCGGAUUUCCAUAACAGGUGAUCAGGGUUCUUAAUAUGUACAUAUUCCUUUUUAGCUCUACUGGCCAAAAGCAACAGAAAGUUGUGUAUUAUUGUAGUAGUUCUUUCCAUUUGCCCUUUGUUAAACAUAUGGUGCACUUAUUGCGUCUCUUUGAAUGUGAGCUCAGUUUAUUACCAAAACGUCAUGCCAAUACAGCAUAGGCCCUCAUGGGCCUCUUGUUUGAAUUUUAAAUGUGAUGCGAAAAUGGGUGCUAGCGAGAAACAUAGUGGCCUUUAAAAUUCUGUGAAGAAUUAUGUCUCACAUGCAGUUAAAACUCACAUUUGUUCAUUAAAUUUAGAAAAUACAAAUGUAUCACUUAUUCAAUAACUCGUCUGUUUCAAUGAAGUCGGGAAAUUUCCAUAACCUUUGAGUGGUUCUCAUUACACAGCGUCGUUGUGUAAAAAAAAAUUGAGCCUUGGCAAUUACUCAAACACAGUUAAAGAUAAUCAACUGUAACUUAAUACACAUGUUGCUAGAGACAAUACGCUCAUAUACAGCAAGGCCCAUUACUGUGGCUAGAAAUAUUUUGUAAAGUUAUCCCCCUUGUUUGACAAUGAAAUGAAUCAAACAGAUGGGCGUUUGCGUUCGAUCUGUUGCACUCUCAUUAGUACCCCUAAGUGAUCGUUUAUUUCAAUCCGAUAACACCUCACAUCAUUGUUGAAAAUCCCUGAUACAGUAAUUCGCUAUGCAUUGUAUUACAGAAUUAAGUACCGUGGUUGUCAAUGAUGAGUUUACAUGAAAUAAUCACAUCUUUUUUCAUCACACGACUGUCUCCAUAUCUCCCUUGUUUUAAGAUGACGUCACAAUUGAUAAUGAUAUGUCACAUUGAUUCAUUUUUAAACUUGUGUUCAUUUUCAAUUACUUUCGUAUUUCAAUUACUUGCUUUUAGAUGUUUCUUUAUUGAUUUAAAUCUUGUUCAUGAAAUUGCCUUAUUGUGAACUAAAAAUGUGAUUUAUAGCUCAUAUAUAUUAAUCUGUUUUGGUGUAUUGGAAGAAAACAAUUAGAUCAUUAUUUUUGUGUAAUAUGGAACAAUUACUAUUUUACUUGUAGAGUUACGCCCCUGUUCAAAUGUUAGCUCUGUGACGCUCGUAUACUUUGUGAUCUUUCCAACGAGGCGUUUCGGGGGCGUUGGUUUCUUUUCGGUGAAUAGCGUGUUUGAUAUAUAGAGGGCAUACCCAGAGAUUAACGUUACUCAUAAUAUUUAUUUUGGAAUUUCGUCUGUCUUAAACUAUUCUUUUCUUGGUUGGUAUUCAAUAUCGGUCUUAAUUGGACCUAAGAACGAUGUAGCUAAUCGGAUUAUUUUUUAUUAAUGACUGACCAAUUGUGUAUGACAGUGAGAUUAACACAAGUUUUAUAUUGAAUACCACGCCAAAUUUUAUAUGAAACUACAGAAAGUAGAUUAAGUAUAUAAUGUGCUGUCUUAAAUACCCUUACAAUACCUUAAGAUAUAUAUAUAGUUCUUUGCUCAGUUAUUUCUUUUGUGCCAUAACAGUCUUUGUAUUUAAACUGCUUUCUCCCAUAUUAACAGUUUUGAUUUUUCUUUCAGUUUUUUUUUGUCUAAAAACUGCUGAUUUGGGCAUUAGUGUCUUCAAUUCGGUCAAAUAAGAUUAUUCACAAUAAAACAUUUCUCAUUUGUUCGGAAAACAGCCGAAACACUCCUUUUUCUUAAAGCUAUAAUAUAAGCAUCAUAGGUAUUAUUAAAAGCCAAACACUUUAUUUUCAACUUUUAAAAGAUGAUCAAACUAAUUAUAAAAAGACAAUAAAAAGGUCUUAGGUCGGGGCCAAAAAUUAGGGUCAGUCGGGGAACCUUUAACAAACAUAUUUUUAUGCUUAAUGAGUUUUAGAUUGUUAGAGACCAAAACUCUGAUCAUGUAUUCAAUUCCACAAUGUUAUUUUCUCAAUAUUUUAGCUCAACUGAGCACACUAAAUUCGAGUUGUGUUUUAUCUUAUUGUGCGGGUUUUAAGUGGCAUUGAUUAAAAUAAGAGGCAUUGUCGUUGUUUGAAGGUGCUCUCAUUAAAGCUGCACUGUUACAGAUUGAACGUUUUGACAACUUUUUUUAAAAAAAAAUUUUGUCUUGGAACGAGCCAAGUUUUGCGAAAAUUCAUGGAAACCAGUUGUAUAAGACUGCUGACAAAAAAGCAGAUCGCAGAUUUUUAUAUUUAAGUUCAAAAAAUGAUUUUUUUAUGCAUUUUUUUCUGAAACAGUUAGUAACGGUUUAAGCCAUAAAAUAUUAAUUUUCGAACGGAAAUAUGAAAAUCUGCGACCAGAUCUUUUGUGAGCAGUCUUAUAUUAUUGGUUUUCAAAUAUUUACCUAAAAUAUUUGCUCUUUUUAAGACAAAAAAAGUUGUAAAAAUGGUAAAUCUGUGAGAGUGCAGCUUUAAGGGUCAUCUUAUUAUUUUGAAAGUAUUCAUAAUUGAUCAGCUUUCUAUUUUAGGCUACAACUACUGUGAGUUGUUUGCAAAUGAAAGCAGUUUUCGUGUUAAAACCUAAAGUAAUAUAUGAUAUCUUGUUUGUUUUUAUUUUACCACGGAGAAAGGCGUAGCCAACCUGUUUGUAAUCUAUAUUAUGUGAAAUACUGCAAUAAAUUAUUGACCCAUU
Mya arenaria is the source of this 9000-nucleotide messenger RNA. RefSeq names its product solute carrier family 41 member 1-like. Bases 175 to 1917 code for a protein of 580 amino acids. Gene Ontology annotation, cellular component: plasma membrane. The record is from RefSeq and is a predicted model, not a curated record. The transcript has 11 exons. Gene Ontology annotation, molecular function: monoatomic cation transmembrane transporter activity. NCBI's taxonomy places the organism in Eukaryota, Metazoa, Mollusca, Bivalvia, Myida, Myidae. Gene Ontology annotation, biological process: monoatomic cation transport.